GCGUAUGAUCGGGUCAUAGACGCGGUGCUUGGCAGCGGGAUGCGGCGGAAUGUCGGCUAAUAGGUCGGCGGGGGCUUUCACUUUUGGGCGACGCGCUCUACGAGAUGACCCACCGUCGCGAUGUCGGAAGUUCGGGGAACUCUUUCGUCGUGUGCCACGGAGGGAGGAAGCUGCGCGCGAAAAACACAUCUGUCCAUGACGAUGAUAAGGAAUAGCAGCGUUCGGCUCGUCGUUAUGCAGCUCGACAAGAGUUGCAAUUAAUGUGGUCGCGAGGGUGCUCGUUAUUUUUGCGAAUUACGCUCCCACUACUCUAUCACCGCUUCCGGAAACCGCAAUCUCUCGAGUCUCUCGAUUCGCCUGACGAUUCGUCAUCCGGCGGAUAAUUGUCCUCCUUCGCGUGGGAAUGAAGGGAUUUACGUGGGCGAUAUCGAGGGAAUACUGAGUGUCGCAUUCCGCGUCGUGAAGCAUGAAUGAAAGCAGAGAUAACACGGUGCGAGUGGUGUUCGUAUCCCUGCUGCUGGAUCUCCUGGCAUUCACCAUGAUACUGCCGCUUCUUCCGGCUCUUUUGGACCAUUACAAGGAGAUCGAGAACGGACAGGGACUGUACUCGGCUAUUUUCAAGCAUGUAAAGGAUAUACAGGUGUUCUUCGACGCUCCGGACAAAGUCAGCACGGUCCUUUAUGGAGGUUUCCUCGGCUCCAUGUAUUCCUUCCUGCAGUUCCUCGGAUCGCCCAUCAUAGGAGCACUGUCCGACAUAUACGGGAGGAAACCUUUGAUGCUGCUGUGUUUGACAGGUGUCUCACUCUCGUAUCUACUCUGGGCUUUUUCUGCAAAUUUCGGCAUAUUCGUACUGGCUAGAUUCGUGGGCGGCAUCAGCAAAGGAAAUAUCAGCUUAUCAAUGGCUAUCAUCAGCGACGUUACUUCCGCUGAAACAAGAGGAAAGGCAAUGGCGCUUGUGGGGAUAGCCUUCUCCGUAGGUUUCGUCGUGGGACCGAUGAUAGGAGCGUUCUUCGCGUGGAUCUCGAGCGGUAAUAGGGAUGGCACGUGGUACGUGAUACCGGCCAUGUUCGCACUUUUCCUAGCUUUAAGUGACUCAUUGUUCGUUUCUUACUACCUGAAGGAGAGUUUACCGCUGAAGAACAGGGCGACCACCCUGGCAAAGGGAUUGUCCGGGGCGAUCUCUUACAUUAAUCCCACAGAUCUUUUCCAAUUUAACGGAGUCUCCGGCUUGAGCCGACAAGAUCGGCAAGAUCUAAAGACACUGGGCCGCGCGUAUUUUAUAUACCUGUUCGCCUACAGCGGCUUGGAAUUCACUCUGACGUUUCUGACUCAUCACACGUACGGGUUUACGAGCAUGCAGCAGGGUUGGAUGUUCCUCGCGAUCGGGCUGAUAAUGGCGAUCUUGCAGGGCGGCUGGGUGCGACACAUCCCGCCGCACAGAAUGAAAGCUGUCAGCGAGUUGGGAUUGUGGCUAGUAAUUCCCGCAUUUAUAUGUAUCGGUGUUGCCAGCGGUAUACUGGUCUUGUGCGUUGGGAUUUUUCUUUUCGCCGUUUCCACCGCCAUGGUGGUGACCUGUAUGAUGACACUGGUGACACGAAUCGGGCCUGAGAACCAGAAGGGCGUGAUCACCGGCACAUUUCGCUCCCUCGGUGCGUUGGCGCGCGCCUGCGGACCUGUCGUCGCGUCUUCAGCGUUUUGGUGCAUCGGAAGUGCUUCGACGUACAUGAUCGGGGCUCUGUUCCUUAUGCUACCGCCGCUCAUCUUGCACGGCAUGCGCGUUCUGUGAUUCGGAUCAGACACGAUCAGACGAUCCGCCCCGAUCUGCUUUGCCAGUUCUUGAGGAACAUUUGUCUACUCCGCAGUCAGUAUUCUUACAUUUCUGAUAUUCGUUGGCGCCUUUUUUAUACUGACCUUUUUACACGGAUAUUUUACGCAUCAAGUUUGAGAUUGUAGCGGUAUGUUUGUAGAAAUUACAAUCCAGCGAACACCGAGUUGCAGUUACAUAACUUGGUUAUAAUUUCCUACUGAACAAUGUAAUUAUUAUGUGACAGGCGUUAUACAACAGUUACAUUGUUGAGUAGGAAAUUAUAAUUAACAGUUAUGUAACUGUAAUUUAGUGUUCGCUGAGAAUUAUAUACUAUUAGAUAGUUAUAUAUAAUAGACAUCACAUGUUCAUUGCAUAUAUAUUUAUAUUUUACAA
Messenger RNA from Dinoponera quadriceps, 2200 nucleotides. It is a transcript of the gene rtet, whose product is annotated as major facilitator superfamily domain-containing protein 10. Gene Ontology annotation, biological process: transmembrane transport. Lineage: Eukaryota; Metazoa; Arthropoda; Insecta; Hymenoptera; Formicidae. Gene Ontology annotation, cellular component: brush border membrane. The transcript has 7 exons. Bases 467 to 1786 code for a protein of 439 amino acids. The record is from RefSeq and is a predicted model, not a curated record. Gene Ontology annotation, molecular function: transmembrane transporter activity.